CUUCCCCUCUCAGGGCGAGCGAGUGCAAUCAUGGCAUCUCUCUCUGAUUGUUGAACAUUAUUUAAUAAGUCGGGGCAUUUCCGCAUCAAUCCCUUGCUCCGAGUUCGUUAACCGGCGUGACCAGAAAGCGAGCAGAUCGUCCAACGACCAGCUCGACAGCUUUUCAUUGUCAGCCAGACACUUUGCCUAUCAUUAUUACUAGUACUAAUAUUAUUAUUAUUACUAUUGUUAUUAAUUUAAUUAUCUAUUUACGUCGGGCAGCCAGAACUCGCUCGCUCUCUCUGCCAACGUCUUCUACUUAUUCAGGGCGGCUUUUUCUUUUUCUUUCUAUCCGUUUGAUGGAGUUAACGACGUGGAUAUAUGCCAACGACGCACUACCAACAGCACGUGUUUGACACAUCCAUUUAUUCCUUACAAAAAAAGUUUCAUUGAAUGUGCUACGGGCAUGCUGGAUUACAACCUUCGAAGACUCAGUCGAACAUAUCGACCACAGUAUAUAUUUCAAUCUGGAUGUUGAGCGCAAGAUCAUUUGGUCAUAGAAUCAAAUCCUUGGACUGAGUGACACAUUGUGUCUUUAAACAUGGUACUUCAUUUCCCAGUCUGCUCAGCCAUAAUAAGUGCCAGCCAGGUUUAUGAAAUGACAACACCAUCAUAAUCAAGGGUUAUAUACCACCUUACCUUCUGGAGUACUUUUAGCUAUGAUUUGGACAUUACUUUUAACCAGACUUGCACUUAUCACGUGCUUUGUAUUGCUCUUCUGUUGUCUGACAGUUGCCCGAUUGACUAGGAUCCAAACUCUACGGAGACGUGAUGAGGCUAAGUCCAAAAUAUCUCAUCAACGUUUGCUUCGAUUAAAAACUCGCAGUGAGAAACCAAACAUCAUCUUAAUUCUUACAGAUGAUCAAGAUGUUUUACUUGGUUCUUUAGAUUAUAUGCCUAAAACCAGGAAACUCUUGACCAACAAUGGUGCUUUCUUCAAUAAUUCUUUUGUUUCAACACCAAUGUGUUGUCCAUCUCGGAGUACAUUAUUGACUGGUAUGUACAGCCAUAACCAUAAUGUUUUCACUAACAAUGAAAACUGUUCCUCUACACAAUGGCAGCAGAAUUACGAGACCAGGAGUUUUGCUACAUAUCUGAGUGACCAAGGUUAUCGAACUGGUUAUUUUGGGAAAUAUCUUAAUGAAUAUAACGGCUCUUAUAUUCCUCCUGGCUGGAGAGAAUGGAUGGGGCUGAUACGCAAUUCUCGAUUUUAUAAUUAUUCUGUCAAUUUUAAUGGUAAAAGGAUGAAGCAUGGUGAUAACUAUUAUGAAGACUAUUUCACAGACCUCAUCGCCAAUGACAGUGUUACGUUUCUCAAACAGAGUAAACAGCUAUUUCAGAAUAAACCCGUCCUGAUGGUUUUGAGUGUACCAGCACCACAUGGAACAGAAGAUGCAGCACCCCAGUAUCAGCAUUUAUUUGCUAAUGCAACAUCUCACAGAACACCAAGUUGGAAUUAUGCUCCAAACAAAGACAAGCAAUGGUUACUUCAACAUAUGCAGAAAAUGGAACCAAUUCAUCAGUUAUUCACUGACAGAUUGCAGAUGAAACGUCUCCAAACGUUGCAGUCGGUUGAUGAUUUAGUUGAAAAGGUUGGCGCAGAACUGAAGACCCUUGGUGAAUUAGAUGAUACCUAUAUUUUAUACACAUCUGACCAUGGCUAUCAUCUUGGACAAUUUGGUCUUAUUAAAGGAAAAGCAAUGCCCUAUGACUUUGAUGUACGUGUCCCUCUAAUCAUUAGAGGGCCUGGAAUAAAGCCAGGCAUUAAUAUCAACAAUUUAGUUGCCAACAUUGAUAUAGCGCCAACCAUCUUGGAUAUGGCUGGGAUUGAUAUACCUUCUGAUAUGGAUGGACGCUCUCUUCUUCCACUCUUGAAAGCUGCCAAAAAUAUAAGUAAAGGAGGUUUCGUCAGUCGAAACAAGCCAUGGAGAGACACAGUGCUUCUUGAAAGAGGAAAAAUCUCCAAGAAAAUUCGUAAACAGAUGUUACGACAAGAGAAAAUGUUGGCCUGGUUCAGUAAAAGUGAACUGCAAAAGAAUGGCAUCCGUAGCCCAUCUGUCAACUUCCAGAUGUUCUCUGGAGCUGAUCUUGUUGAGCUUUGUGAACGACCAGAAUUCAAAUCUCCUUGCAAACCACGACAGGCCUGGGAAUGUCGCUUUGAGAAAGGAACACCUGAAAUAUUUAGAUGCCGUACAAAUCGUCCAAGCUAUAUGCCAGGACUUCAGAAUGAUCCUGCUUGCAUAUGUCCUUCACCUCGACCCCGCAGCCAAGAGAAACUGGAACGUAUAAACAAUCGAAACUUCAUCCGUUCCUACAUUAACAGAGAAAAUAACAAGCAACGAUAUUUAAGAUCCAAAUUGAAGAGAUCAUUGCGCCGGGUAUCUUCCUAUUAUUCCAAUGUCUACCCACCUGAUUUUUCUACAGAGGACUCUUUACAAAUUGAUUUUCCCUAUCAACAGCAGCAGCAAAUGUGCAGAGUUCUGGCAAACAACACUAUUGUUUGUGAUCCUGUGUUAUAUGAGGAAAUAGAUAUCUGGAAAAACCAUAAAGACCAUCUUGAUUCUUUAAUUCAAAAAUAUCAAUUGACAAUUAAAAAUUUAAAGGAUAUUCGUAAACAUUUGAAAAAACAGAAACCUUCUGAAACGGUAGCACCACCAGUUCCUGUCGACCGCAUGUUCUAUCCUAGCACUGGAAGCUACGACAGAGUUGGGAGUGGGGCCUGUGACUGUAGCAGGACACAAACAGGUAUCAACACGGCUAACAGGAAGUUAACUACACCAAAAUUUAACACUUUGUUUAGUACAAAUCAACCAAUUCUACCAUGGAAGCGUCCACGGUAUCGCAAGAAGAUAUUGAAGCGUAAAUUUAAGCGUAAGUUUAAGCGUAACCGGAAAGACAGUAAACAUGAAUGCCGUGUUCCGAAUAUGAAAUGUUUUACACAUGACAACGAUCACUGGAAAACCCCACCUUACUGGAACUUUCCAUCAAAGUUUAAGACACGGCAUCGGAUACGUUCAACUGAAUAUCUCUCUCAGCUUCAUGGGAUAUCUUGUAAAAAAGAUGGUAUGGAAUGUAGUAUCAUGGAUAACGACCACUGGAAAACACCUCCAUUUUGGACUUAUGGCCCAUUUUGUUUCUGUUCCAACGCCAAUAACAACACAUACUGGUGUAUUCGUACAGUUAAUGAGACUCACAACUUCCUCUAUUGUGAAUUCAUCACUGGCUUUAUCAGUUAUUAUAACAUGCUGGAAGACCCAUAUCAGUUGAAGAACAGCAUCCAUGAAAUAAAUUACGGUGUACUGCAACAACUACAUGCCAAUUUAGAAAAACUCAGAAAAUGUAAAGGUGCUAAGGAAUGCAGUUAUGAUUAUCUCGAUGAAAGUCUCAAAAAACCGAAGCAAGAGAACAUCGUCAAUGAAUCUCUGGUUGGAAGAAAAGGUGUUCCACCCAGGUUUACAACAUUCACUCCUUAUCCAUUCUCUAAACAAGAUGGAUUAGUUUCAAAUGUAAUUUCUGUAGAUAAAAAUUUACCCCUUGAACAAGGCUGAUAGGAGAAAGGUUUCAGUAUAAGGUGGUGCAAUUUAUUCUAUUUUGUUUGUUAGUUAGUUAUUUUCCCAACUAUUCUUGAUGCUUCCCAUAAACCAUAAUUGCCUCUUUUACUCUUGGAUUUUCAUUUCUAAGACUAUAAUUGUUUUUUUAUGCAAUAAUUUUUUUUUUUCACUUUUACAGGAGAAAAAAUUUCAAUUUUUUUUUCUUAAUGAAAAAUCUUAAAAGAUUUCUUCAUUGUAUAUUUUUACAGCAUGUCAAUAUUUCAUGUUAAAGAAAGUGGUGUAGACAGCUUAUAGAGAGGAGAGCACUGGAACUAGAUGCUUUACUGUAAAUUUGUUUGCUCCAUCACUAAUAUUGUUUAAAGUUUGAAAUCUGAAUUUCCACCAGGGCCAACUUUGCCUUUCACCCCUUCUUGAAGGUUGAUAAAACAAAGUACCAGUAUUAGACUAGAGUCAAAUUAAUUGAAUUUACUUGGAAAAAAAAAAAAAGCAAGAAUUUGAUAUUUCAUAUAAGGAGAAGGGGACUGGAAACUAAUCUUUUAAAGUCACUCUCUUUUACUCAUCUGCCAUCCAUCCAUUCAUUUAUCUAGCUAUGUCUCUUUUCUCCUUCCUUCUCCCUUGUCAUUAAAUAUUGUGUUGAAAUAAUGAUUGAUCAAAACGGUUUUGUUUGGUAUGAAACAUUAAGAAAAAUCUAUUUUUGUUUUUAUCAACUUCACUGAAAAUCUUUUAUUUAUUUAUUUGUCUUCUUAACCCACUGACUUUUGUUUAUAUCCAUUAUAAAGGGUCUUCAAAAUUUACUAUCUCUAUACAAAAUAUAAGUUACUUCUGUACCAGUUUAUAUCUUGGCUGUUCACUCAGAAAUUUGAUAUAUUCACGGUUACAUUCUUGUUAGAAGAAACUAUUAGAGUGUGACUCAAGUGACUAAGUUCACCACUUGCUGUUAAAUUCGUAGCUGUUUUACUAAUUAUUCUAUCUAUAAACUACCAUAGCUUUAAAACAAAAAUUCAACUUCCUCCUUACAUAUUGUUUAAUUCAUAUCAAAAAUACAAUCCUUUUGAGAACCAACCUACUGGAGAAUGUUCAAAGUUCAUUAAUAAAAAAAACUGCUUGUUUUAAAGUGUUUAUAUACAAAUUAAAACUCAUCAUUUUUAUGCAACUUUUGGUUAUGUUCCAAACAUCAGCUUAAUACCAAUAAAUAUUUUGUUAGUAAAUCAUUCUAGAUCCUUUAAUUAUUUAAAAAAAUUAAUUAUAAAAUAUUGUCAUAGAAGAUUUAAAUUUUCUUUCCAGCAUACAAAUAAUUACAAUUUAGCAACACCUUUCCAGUAAAUUCCAUAAUUAUCUGCCUUAGUUUUAUAUGUUGGAUCAUAGAUUGAAGCUCUAAGAAAAAUGAAUUAUCAAGGAGGAACGUCAUCUGUACUCUUUUAAAAUUCACAAGACGCUCUUCUUUGUAUUCAUAAUUUUCUGGCUAAAAGUAUCUUUCCCAAGAAAUUAUAUUAAUUAUAUAAUAUCUAGAGAGUAAUAUCUGAUUGUUGUGUUCUUUAAUGGCAACAAACAACAGCAAUCAGAUAUACAUAUUGAAUCUGCUAGAACAUAUUAAGAAUGAAUAGAUGCAUUAUUGUUUGGAUCCACACUGUUCUGCAGGCACCCCAUGAAUUUUUGUUUGGUAGACAUAAACCAGCAAAUGAUUUGUUUGCUGAUUCCUAUGAACAAGAGCUAGUGCUCUUGUUAAAUUCAUUGGUUCAGUGGGGUAGCUUUGACUGAUGAGACAUAAGGUUGAAACACCAAAGUAAUCUCAUAGUCCCCUUACACCAGUGAAUUGUAUGUGCUAUGAACACACAUUGUCUAAAGGGAGGAGAUGUUCCCUCAUGCCAAACAACAGUAAUCAGACAUUCACAUUCGAAUUUGCCAGAACAUAAGAAUGAAUAGAAAUUAAGAAAAUGAUCUAAAUUGAAAAUUCCAUCAAAAGUUCAUGUUAGUUAAUAUUUCCAAAACCAGUUUAUUAAUGACAAUUAUUUUACUAAAUUCUUCAUUAAUUUCAAAAUUGAUACAAACGCAAUGUUUCAACAGAAAUAUGAUAACAAAAUGCUUACACAGACUUAUGUUCAAAGGUAUCCCAGCCAUGACUAUCCAGUCACUUUUUUAUCACAGUAAACCCCAGAUUACAUCAUCCAGUGAUGGUAGGGUUUGGUUUCACCCUUUUGCACAAGAUUGCUUGAGAUUGCUCCUAGUUCUAUGAUACAAACUUCCUGUUUUUAAAGUGAUUUAAAUUAAACACUUCCAUCAGAAUUUCAUAUUAGUUUAUGUUUCAAACAAAGUUAUUUUAGUAAAUUCUUCAUUACUGUCAAGAUUAAUUGAUAUGGAGGCAGUGUUUCAAAAGAAAUAUGAUAACAAAAGGGUUAAAGGAAGUUUUAAAUUUAAGUACUGUAAAGGUGAUGACUGUUUGAUCUGAAAUCUUCAGAUUCUCAUUUCAGACUUUAGUUUAUCUGACGAGAUGUUAAAGAAAUUAAGAUAGUAUCAGCACAUGACUGAGGCUAUAUUAAAUUCAAUAUGGUGGAGAGCUAUUAGCUUAUAGCUGUGAAGAACUAUUCAGAUUUAUGUUAACAAUUUGGUUGCACAAAUCAUCAUACUUAGGAAUCCUCAGUAACUCUAAAUGUAAAAUAAUUUUUUUAUAACACUAGUAUAAUUAGUCUAAUAUUAGUUUGCUUUAAAUAGCAAAACUGAAAAAGAGUUUUCUCUCUGAUGGUCUGUUCCUCAUUACAGUGCAUAAUGAAUGUUUUUAGGUGACAGAUUUAAGAUUUAAACCAAAAUAUGAUAAAAUAAAUGAAAAGCAACAUCAAAAAAUAUAAUUAAGUCCUAAUUACUUAAUAUCAGUAAGUUCUUUGAUCUUUCUAUUUUUUCAAUGAUAUAUAUAUAUAUAGCUUUUUGUUUUAAGGUGUCUGUCAAAUGAUUAUUUGAAGCAACCAUAAAGAUAAUUGCCAUAUUAAUUAAUUGCAAGCAUUUUCUUCAUCAACAUUCAGAAGAAGCUUGAUGUAAAAAAACAAAAAAAUGUUCACAGUGCAAUGAUAAACUAAUUAUGUGUAUUAAUGAUAAGUAUCUGAAAAUAUAUAUAUUAGCAUCUUUUUGUUCCAUUUAACUAAUUCCAGCUCCUUGGUUACUUUCAAGGAUUAUGUAAAUAGUCACUUUUAGGAUUGCUGUAAAAAUAAAAUAAAAGAUUCUGCAUGACAGAUAGUGUAUUGGGUUAACGCCAGUUUGGAAUUAGAAAACUGAACAAAAGAAAAAAAGAAGAAAAAUUGAAACCAAUUGAUUAAUAAUAGUGAAUGCCGAACUAUCAAAAUGUUAUGUAAUAGGAAGGCUGCUGAUUAUUAAAUGACGAUCUUAAAAAUACAAACAAAUCAAUGAUUAGUAUGUAAUUUGGGGCAAAAUGUGGGAGUUUUAUAAAUAUAUAUACAUAUAUAUAUUUUUACAUAUACAAAUAUGCUGUUGAUAUUUUUUUUUCUUGGUUUCUCACAGCCAAUAAUUUUUUAUAUUAUAUAAAUUUUUUUAUUAUUAUUAUAAUUAUUUUAAAAAUUCUGUAAAAAUACCAUUGUAAUUGUUUUUUUUAUAUUUGUAUUUAAAUGUGAACUCUACAUAUCUUUAAAACAAAAGAAAUUUAACUUUUUUUUUGCAUUGCGAUAUUGAAAAUAAAAAUGUGAUUUUUUUUUUUUAAGAAUUCCAUGUAAUUUUCAUUAUUGAUGUUUGAAGAUCUCUUCUUUUUUUUUUGAGUUGAAAACUACUAAAGAUUAAUUCAAAUGAAAUUAUUAUUUCCAAAUGUCUUUGUUUCUUGUUGUUGACGAACUGUGUGAAGGUUGUAUAAGAGGUAAAUGCUUUAAUAUACAAAUCCUCACAAAUAAAAUGGUGCUGAUGGCUCCAUUCAAUUUAA
Molecule: messenger RNA, 7506 nt
Organism: Octopus bimaculoides (California two-spot octopus)
Lineage: Eukaryota; Metazoa; Mollusca; Cephalopoda; Octopoda; Octopodidae
Product: extracellular sulfatase Sulf-1
Molecular function (GO): glycosaminoglycan binding; N-acetylglucosamine-6-sulfatase activity
Source: RefSeq, a predicted model, not a curated record